CGCCUCGGGUGGCUACAGGUUAGGGCUGAAUCUGUCAGGGUGAGAAGCUAAGCUCGAGGCGGGGCGAGCUCGGAGCGCGGCUAGGGCCUGAGGCCCGGAGCGGGACAUGGCGGCGCUCUACGCCUGCACCAAAUGCCACCAGCGCUUCCCCUUCGAGGCGCUGUCCCAGGGGCAGCAGCUGUGCAAGGAGUGUCGUAUUGCCCAUCCUAUGGUUAAAUGCACCUACUGUCGGACUGAAUUCCAGCAGGAAAGUAAGACCAAUACGAUAUGCAAGAAAUGUGCUCAGAAUGUAAAGUUGUAUGGAACACCCAAGCCUUGUCAGUAUUGCAACAUCAUUGCAGCAUUUAUUGGCAAUAAAUGUCAGCGCUGUACAAACUCAGAGAAGAAGUAUGGACCACCAUACUCUUGUGAACAGUGCAAACAACAGUGUGCCUUUGACAGGAAAGAUGACAGGAAGAAGGUGGAUGGAAAGUUGCUAUGUUGGCUGUGUACGUUAUCGUACAAGCGAGUCCUACAGAAAACCAGAGAGCAGCGGAAGCACCUGAGCAGCUCUUCCAGAGCAGGCCACCAAGAGAAGGAGCAGUACAGCCGGCUGAGCGCCGGGAGCCAUUUUAACAGCCAAAAAACACUGUCUACAUCUUCAAUUCAGAAUGAAAUUCCAAAGAAGAAACCUAAGUUUGAUGCUAUCACAGCUAAUGGAGACAGCGUUCCUUCCUCUUACGAGCUGCUUUGUCCUAAUAUCCAGAGUGCCCCGUCCGUGUUGGUGCAGUGGGCUGCUUCCCAACAGAGUCUUGGUGCCAACCAUUAUCCUGUUCCUCCAGGCACUGGCAUCCUGAACUUUUCACCAGAUUUGGCCCUGGACUCUCCAGGCACUGAUCACUUUGUCAUCAUGGCCCAACUCAAGGAGGAAGUGGCCACGCUGAAGAAGAUGCUUCAUCAGAAGGACCAGAUGAUCCUGGAAAAAGAGAAGAAGAUUACUGAAUUGAAAGCUGAUCUGCAGUACCAGGAGUCUCAGAUGAGAGCCAAGAUGAAUCAGAUGGAGAAGACCCACAAAGAAGUAACAGAGCAGUUACAGGCCAAAAACCGAGAGCUUUUGAAGCAAGCAGCAGCUUUGUCAAAGGGCAAAAAGUCUGAGAAGUCGGGAGCAAUGACUUCUCCGUGAAAAAUGGCCUGGGAACUUUUUGAGCAGCAGCAACAUGGAGUCUUGGGCUAGCCUGGAGGCACGGCUAUGCUGGGAUCUGCAAGCUUCCCUGGGAAUCUCCUUUUUGUGACAGUCAUCCCUCUUUAUACUCUGGCUAUGGGCAGGGUGGAAAUACCUGGUGUGUUGCAUUAGGAUCGCAUGCUGGUGGGUGUCAUGGUUAAGUGGAUAUCUCUAUUUUUUUUCUACUGCUUUUUGGUUUUGUUUUGUUUUGUUUUUAUAGUGGUAACUGCUCAUUGGUUUGUGCAGAAGGAAUUAUUUUCCCCACCCCUGCAUCCUGCAAUUCCCAUGAGCAAACAGUUUGGCUUUGGGUAAAUAUUAUCACUGCCACCUUUCCAACUCAGAAGCUGCCACCCUAACAGGACUUAAACACAAUGGAGGUUUCCACUCUCCGUUAAAAUUGCUGCUUCGGGGGAUACUUUUUUUUUCCCAGUAUUCUGUGAACUUUGUACUAUAUAUAGACAGAAGUUUAUUUAUUUAAAAAAACAAAAACCGAAAUCCUUUUUCUUGAGAAAGGGAAAUACUCAGACCACCUAGUUCUCUUUGUGACAAAGCUGUGAUAACUAUUGGAAAAACCACCCCAAUCUCCAUUUAGGCUACAGAAAAGGAUGCCAGUUUCAUCUGGUUUAAUGCCUAGUUGUUAUAUAAUGUUGAUGGUUAAGGUGAAUGAAACAGUCAGAUUCAGAAGUGUGGCAUUAGGUGCUUUUUUUUUUUUUUAGGACCCCUUGAGAAAAGGGCAUCUAAGGAGAAGUUUUGGGAGGGAACAGGGAUUUCAAAAGUCUGUCUCUUUAGAUAAUGGCAGAAAGUUUUGUCCAGGUUGUACUGGACAUCCUCACUUUCCUAAUCAUUUUAUGUAAUUAAUUUUGAACUCUUUCACACUGCCACUUAUUUGCUUUUUAAAUCCCUUUCUUUCCCAACACCAGUUGUCAGAUCACAUCAUUGCCAAGGAACAUUCUGAAUUGGAAAAGCUGCAAAUAGUGCAUGUCUUCAAAUGAGACAAGCAUCUCAGGAUGGGCUAUUUGAGUCAUAAGGAAGCACUGAGAGAGGGAGAGAGAGAGAGAGAGAGAGAGAGAGUAAGUGUGUGUGUGUGUGUGUGUGUGUGUGUGUGUGAGAGAGAGAGAGAGACACAUACCAUCCUCAAGUUUUGAUGGAAAUAAAAUGGAAAGAUGUGUUUCUUAGAUGUAGUCCAUCCUCGGUAUGUUGUCCAAGAUAACUCAAUGACUUAUCUUCAGUAGGUAAUGCACUUUGGGUUAUUUUGUUCCAUAGUGGGGAUGGAUUUGUAGUUUCAUUUGCAUACUGUUAAUAGGGCCCACCUUUGUUACCUUUGAAAGAAAGCUGCCUGGGAUUAAGGUUUGCAGUAUGGGCCAUGAAACAUGGUAAGUAACUGUAGGUUACCCAUCACCUUGGCCUCAUCAAUCCAUCAACCAUCAACAGAAUUAAUCAGAUGCCAGGCCAGAAUUUGAAGUAAGAACAAUGGAGGGGGGGUGUGGGGGUGUGUGUGGAUGUGUGUGUGUGUGUGUGUGUGUGUGUGUGUGUGUGUGUGCGCGCCGCACUCACAAGAGAUGAAUGAGUCCUAGCUACCACAAUUAUAGAUGUGAGUUCAGCCUCCUUGCAUUUCUUAGAAGCAGAGUAUUACAGUUAAGAAUACAGUACACUGGUGGCUUCAUAUUAUAGCUGUUUCCAGGUCUGUUGACAUCUCAGAAAUCUCACAGAUAGAUUAACGAAAUUGGAAAAAACCAGAUCUGGAAGUGGAUCUCUUUGCCUUAUGUAGAAGGAGUAUAAAUAAACUAUGUGUGUUGUCCAUGCGAUGCUGUCAUUUGAAAUGCUAAGUUCCCUUCCAAACAAGGGAGACCAGCAGUACCAGUUAGUUUUGUAUAUUUUUGAGUCAGAACCUUUAAAUAAAGAAGGUCAGACAAUACUUUUCAGGUAUAUUUGCUCUGAGUUUAAAGAAAAGGUUGAAAAAAUGUGACAGAUACUGUUUUUUAAACCUUAAAAAUUGAGAAAUUGUUACAUCAAGUGUGAUACCAUAAAAUGACAAGCUUAGUUUUGUACUAAAUCUUUUUUUAAAAGUCUUGACAUUUAAUAUGAAGCAAAUUCACACAUUUUCUAACUUUCCUUAGAUUUCAAAAGGGAGGGAGGGGGCCCCUGGAUUUGAAAUUUUGGUUUUUAAAAUCAUGAUGCUGUUUUAUCAUGAAAUUGAAUAGGUGACUUUUAGUAACACCAUUGUUUCUUUGUAUGUUUGUAAUAAUGGAAAUUCCAAAAUGCAGGAAUGUUUUGGUUUGUAUAGACUUUGACAGAAGUAAGAGUGUAAAAAUUCAUAUUGACUGAAAUACAGUUUUUUUUCUAUUCA
Vombatus ursinus (common wombat) is the source of this 3548-nucleotide messenger RNA. Its product is annotated as protein FAM76A. Bases 107 to 1162 code for a protein of 351 amino acids. The record is from RefSeq and is a predicted model, not a curated record. The transcript is spliced from 10 exons. NCBI's taxonomy places the organism in Eukaryota, Metazoa, Chordata, Mammalia, Diprotodontia, Vombatidae.